Molecule: messenger RNA, 7764 nt
Organism: Hypoxylon trugodes
Lineage: Eukaryota; Fungi; Ascomycota; Sordariomycetes; Xylariales; Hypoxylaceae
Product: Not1-domain-containing protein
Exons: 4
Coding region: 649-7206 (2185 amino acids)
Biological process (GO): nuclear-transcribed mRNA catabolic process, deadenylation-dependent decay
Cellular component (GO): P-body; CCR4-NOT core complex
Molecular function (GO): molecular adaptor activity
Source: RefSeq, a predicted model, not a curated record
AAUCAACACCCCCAUCCACUACCCGCAUCCAAAUACGUCUAGGUACACAAGACAAAACAUACAUCAUCUUCAACCACCCCCCGGCCUUCUUUCUUACAAAAUUAUUUUAGAUUGCCAUUUUUCUUUUCAGAAGCGUGUUUCUUUCUAGUACAGAGACAGAGACGCCGACGAAGAAAGACACCAUUAUUUUAUUGUAUAUUACCCACUACCCAUUCAUCAUCCUUCAUCUAGUACCAAAAAUCCGUUAGACACACUGACCACCAAGCUUGGUCCUUGCUUUGGUUCUGCUAGCCUUUCCCCAUCGACCAGGUCAUUCUAGUAACCGUAGCACCCUCUUUACAAUCUACCACAACCACAUCCACCACAAAUUCAAUCGACGACCACGAUAUACGAAACCACGGCCUUGUCACGACGCAUUUUCAAUACCUCCUAGGCUCAUGAACUCGAUGCCAAAAGUUUCCGUAAAAUUGCGCCUACCGUCGCCUGCCGUCCACAGCCUCCUAAGCCCAUAUCCGUCGCCCUUGACAGGCAACAUUGCGUGAUUCGUCGAUUUCGUGGUUCUACGAGGGGCUCCAGGGGAAUCGCACAUCACCUUCUCUCUUCUUCCCUCCUCCCUUUCCCCUUCCCGACCGCGAGACCACCACCCUCAUGGUCCCCCCACCGCCGUCUCACUCGCGAUCUGGAACUUUCUCCCCUGUCCCUGCUCAGAGUUUGCAGACAGGACUGACACAUUCUCCCCAUCCGUCACAGGCCGGUCCUCUGAGUGCUGGCGCAAGCCCCAGUACCAGCAGCCCGACCACGGGGACCAGCUCUCUUACCAAGAUUGUCGUCGCACAGGUCUACCUUCUUCUGAGUACCAUCAAGGACGACAAAGAUCGCGCCAAGUGGGAGUUACAAGUGGAUCAACUAAACAAGCUCCUCGAUGACCACGGCAUGGAGGUCUUUCCUAAAUACUUCACCCGGCUGGUAGCCGGCAAUGCCCCUCAGAUAUUUCCCGGCAUCAACCGGUCUGUCGCCAACCCUGGAAACUAUUCACUCCUAGUUGGCGAGAUGGCUAAGAUUUCGCAUGACCUCGAGCAAGCCUCUCGAAUAGCCGAGUCGAUCGAAAUGGCCAACGAAGACAUAUUCCGUGACUUCGACUUGUCUACAUUCAUGGAACACUUCAAACUUGAUGCCCUAGAGAAGACUAUUCUAGCUCUGGCGUUCAAGUUUGGAUCUCGUCAGGAUCUGAAGACUAAAGCCGAUGCCAUUCUCUCCACCAACUUUCCUACCUUCGUGAAUAUACUCUCCCGCGCAGAUUAUGGCGACCACUCAGAUCUUACCCCAUCCUUCAUCGCAACUAUUGUCGAUCGAUAUAUCCAGGGUCAUCCUCCCAACUUCAACUCCGCCGCUAAGCACGAGCUCAGUCACAAGGUUCAGUCACGCUGGUUACAGAACGACCAAGCACCUCCGAUGGAGGUAUUGGCUGCUUUGGACCUUAUCAGAGUGUUAGCCGAGAAACUACCUAACGCACUAGCGCUCUAUAUUCAAAGAACCGGCACCGACUUUACUCGCGACGAGGAUUCCUGCGCCGCCUUCCUGGCAAAUCGACCGAUCAAUAUUCAACUAAGCGAAGAGCAAGUCUCGGCAGCUUUAACUUACACCACCGUCAGCAUCACAUUCCGUCAUAAUCCUUCCGUACUUGUCGCAGCUCUCCGCCGUACACUCCCACCGUCUUUCCGCUGGCACGAUGUCGUCGCGUAUUUUGACCAACGCGACGUUCGCGUGUCUUCCGCACAGUUUCUUCGACUGUACGAAGCACUUCUACCAGUUACACAAGCCCAGGAUGAACAGUCGCCGCUGUUUAGCAUUCAAAGUUUGUGGGGGGGAUCUCAUUGGGAGAACCCAGAAACACAACUUUCGUUCAUAUGUGCAUUUGCGUCCUUGAGUCCGAAUGAACUUGACGCGAGCACUAUUCCCGGUCUUCAGCCAACAUUCACUCUUGACGAAUACGCACACUCACCCCCUGAAGUCCGCGAACGAGCAGCGGUUGCCGUAAAACAUCCUCUUGUCUCUGGUUUAGCCCUAUCAGCAAUCUUCCAGGUUGCACUACACUCACUACAUGCAUCGCAGAGUACCGAAGCGAAACGACUAUUCCAAGAAGUGGUGGUACCGAAUCUUGACAUCUUCAUAGUUUCGGCAUUUGGCAUCCCCAAACCUUGGCCCCCUAUGGCUGUUGAAACACUGGCGUCCUUGUUCGAGAAUUUCUUACACCGACACUCCGAGUAUCAUGACUUUGUUCUAGACAGCCUGUGGAGAAAGGAUAGGGCUUGGGUCACGCAAAGACUAGUCGAGGCCCAUGCCGCGAAGCCGAUGGACCUGACUCUCAUAUUUGAGCAUGUCAUCAAGCAUGGCUGGCUCGACGAGCUCGUCUAUAUGCCUAACGGAUUCGGCUACGAUCUGGCUGCUCUCGCACAUGCCGAAGGUCAUCUUGACCUCGCUCAAUGGGCUCAUAACAACGCCGAGCGAAGUCCCGCGAUUUCUCAAUCUCUUCUGCAAUUCCUGAUGAUCAAGGCAAAUAUGGAGUUGCAAUCCCAGAAAACCGGAGAAGGACAGACAGCACCAAAGACAACUACCCCGCUUCACGUCAAAACGGUGCUCGCAAUGCUUCAGAUUCUCGAAGACUUUCUGCCGCGCAACCCCCUCCCAGAACUGAUCAUUGUUCAACGCGUAUGUAUCACAGCAUACCCCAGACUUAUCAACUAUGGGGAGGGUUAUGAUGAUAUCAUUGAUGCCAACGGCAAAGAUGGUAACGGACUUCCACCUGCGGCUGUCGCCAAGAUGGAAGAACACUACAAAAAGAUGUAUGGCAAGGAGUCAGAGGUAAAAUUUGUUGUCCAGAAACUUGAGGAGUACAAACAAUCACGAGAUCCUUUGGAACAGGAUAUCUUUGCAUGCAUGAUCCAUGGACUUUUUGAUGAGUAUUCUCAUUUCAUUGACUAUCCUUUGGAGGCGUUGGCCACAACUGCGGUUUUGUUUGGUGGUAUAAUAUCCCACAAACUCAUUUCUGAACUGCCACUCAAAAUCGGACUUGGCAUGAUCCUUGAAGCUGUGAGAGAUCAUGGCAUUGACAGUUCGAUGUACAAGUUCGGUCUGCAGGCCCUCAUACAGAUAUUCCCCCGAUUCAGAGAGUGGCCGGGACUCUGUAAACAACUUUUACAGAUCCCCGAUUUGCGUGGUACCGAUGCUUACAGGAAGGCCGAAGAAGUUGUCGUAGAAGACGAAGAGGACCGGGCACGGACCCAUAACGGCACAGCAACUCCUAGUCAUAUAGGGACCGAGUCGCUCAUGAAUGGCAAUACGGACGGACCGGAAACACAUGCAGCUCCUUUUGCAGCGAUUAAAAUUGACCCGCCGCCUUCAGAUAUUGCGUUUGAGGAGCCCAUCGUGGACAUUCAAGACAGAGUUCAAUUCGGACUCAACAAUUUGACUAAUACCUCACUCCAGUCCACCUACAGGGAGAUUCAUGACAUUUUGGACGAGAGACAUCAGCAAUGGUUUGCCAGCCACCUCGUCGAAGAGCGUGCAAAGAUGCAGCCAAACUACCACCAGGUGUAUCUCGAUCUUGUUAAGCUUUUCCAAAACUCCGAUUUAUGGUCUGAAGUUUUGAGACAAACCUAUAUCAGUGUGGCCCGAAUGUUAAACUCGGAGAGCACAUUGCAAAACUCUACGGAUAGAACUCACUUGAAAUAUCUAGGAGCCUGGCUUGGUCUUCUAACCAUUGCGCGAGAUCAACCAAUCAGGCACAAGAACAUCGCAUUCAAGCAACUGCUCAUUGAGGCCCAUGAUACAAAGAGGCUAGUCGUUGUUGUGCCUUUCGUCUGUAAAGUGCUCAUCCAGGCGGCGAAAUCAACUAUUUUUCGGCCUCCUAAUCCAUGGUUGAUGGAUAUUAUCCAUCUCCUCAUCGAACUCUACCACCACGCCGAACUGAAACUUAACCAAAAGUUCGAAAUCGAGGUUCUCUGCAAAGACCUAAAUCUAGACCACAAGAGUAUAGAGCCAUCUAGCGAACUUCAAGAUCGCGUGCCGGUUGAGGAGGCCCUUGAUAUUGGUAUUCAAGACCCUCUGGAGCACUUUGAUAACUUGUCUCUAAACGGCAUGGCUGGCGCUGUUCCGUCUGGUCUUGCGCCGCAUCCAAUUCCCGUCUCAAUCCCGGACAUCAGCGCUCUCCUUUCGAUUCCACCCACGAAUGAGAUGGUGGUUAACAGCGCCCGUCUUCAUGAGAUCGUCCGUAGCGCUGUAACGAAGGCUUUACAUGAUAUUAUCCAACCUGUUGUCGAUAGAUCCGUCACUAUUGCUGCGAUAAGUACUCAACAGAUGAUCCAUAAAGACUUCGCAACCGAGCCGGAUGAGAACAAGCUGCGAACGUCCGCAAUCAACAUGGUAAAGGCCACUGCAGGAAGCCUUGCUCAGGUUACUUCAAAGGAGCCUCUCAGGGCAAAUAUCACCAAUCACAUGCGAAACUCUGCCGCCGAACUGCCUCAUUCACUACCCGAAGGCACAAUCAUUAUGUGCGUCAACUCUAACCUGGACCUCGCAUGUAGCAUCAUUGAGAAGCAAGCCGAGGAACGUGCGGUGCCGGAAAUCGAAGAGAUGAUCGAAGGCGAGAUCGAGGCUCGUCGUCGUCAUCGUCUGCAACGACCUAAUGAGCCCUACGUCGACCCAAGCCUUAGUCGAUGGGCCAUGACCAUUCCGCAUCCCUAUAAGCUGUCGCCUAGUAUGGCCGGUCUGAACGCCGAGCAAAUGGCCAUCUAUGAUGACUUUGCUAGGACGCCAAGAGGUGCCACCCAAACCAGCGCAGCUCAUGCUUCAUCGGCUUCAGAUGCUACUAGAAAUAUCGCAAACGAAGUUCUCCAGGACCAGUACAGCUCCGUUCCGACCCUUGCCACCCCAGGCGAAACACCAUCUCUUCCCCACCUAAACACACAACUCCCCUACAACCAUGUACACGCGGGCAUGGCUAACGGUCGCCCUUCAGCCCACCCUAUGGAUGGAAGAGGAUUGAUGGAGAAGGUGGAGAGGCUCUUAUCUGAACUUAAGCGCACCACUACGUCAACAGAAGAGGAGCACUUCGCCGACUUGCCCAGGUCCCACCCAGUUCUCGAGGUUGUGGACGUAUUCACUCAACUCAUAAUUAAUACGUCACAAAACUCGGACGAGUUUGCUUUCUACGCCGCCGAGAAAAUUUGCCAGCUACUCUUCAGCGGAGUGGAGAAUACUCUUUUCCUAGAAAGCCUCGUUCACAUCCUUGAGCAGUUGUUGAAGAUAGCGGCUAGUUCCGGUACCGCCUUGCAUGAUCGUGUCCAGAUUAGUUUCUACCAGCAGCCACCUCAGAACAUCCUGAACAUCUCUCUGAUCACGGCUCUCCUCCCGACGGACUUCCUCGACCUGCACAGCAUCGACCAAAUGAUGGCCAAAAUACUGGUUCAGAGAGAAGAAGGGUAUCUAGAGUUUUUCGAUAAACUGCUAGAUCUUACGCUGUUCAACGAUCGUCCUGUUGCUCUCUUAGCAGACUAUGUGCGCAGUCUGGAAGUUGCUUGGGACUGGAUCAACGAGGAUCCUACCCUUGAGAUCGGCCAGCGUUUGAAAUCGAAGUUUAUCGAUUCCGGACUAAUCAAACCACAGAAUCAGGAUAUCCAGGACAGCGCCGAACGUGUGGACCAACUUGAGUACAUCUUCGACGAAUGGGUUCGAUUGUAUAACAAUUACAACACCCCGGAGAAGGCUCAAGUAGCCUUCGUGAAGCAAAUCCGUAGCAGGAACAUUAUCGUGAACAAAGACGAUUUUUUAGUCUUCGUACGAAAGGCCAUCGACCUCGCAGUGAACUACUAUGAGCAGAUUUUACAUGCUGGAGGUGGCGGUAACGAAGCGUUCACGGCAAUAGACGCACUCGCGAAGAUAGUCAUGAUAUUCGCUAAGGAGAGUGCUGAUGAACUUGAAGACCCCAGGGCCGGAUUUCUUCCCAUUCUAGAAGCUGUUAUGUCUCUUGUUACAGUUGUGCUCAACCAUCACCACGUUACACGAGGCGAGCACUUCAACCAGAGAGCCUUCAUUCGCUUCUUCUCCAUGUUCAUACACGGAGCCGAUGUAGUCUUUGCGGAAAGCCCAGCCCUUGAAUCGUGUCGACCAGAGUUCUUACUCCGACUUUCCGACACGUUCCUACAGCUCAACCCAAGUCGCUUCCCGGGAAUGUCCUUCGGAUGGCUCUCUCUUAUAUCCCAUCGACGUUUCGUUCCCGACCUACUUCUACUCGAGUCGAAGCGUGGUUGGCCCUCAUACACUAAACUCCUAACCUCUCUUCUUGGAUUUGUUUCGGAGCACAUGAAGGCAAUCGAUGUGACUGACGUCGUUAAGGAAUUUUACCGUGCAGUUAUCAAGCUCUUGGUGCUUCUCGCCCAUGAUUUUUCGGAGUACAUAUCGACCAACGCUACCGAACUAUGCUUAAGCAUCUCACCCCACUGCACCCAGCUCCGAAACAUCGUCCUCAACUGUAGCCCAAGGGCGGACGCCAACGAUGCGGUCCCACAAGACCCCCAAGUAGAUGCAGUCCCUGCUCUAUCCUAUUUGAAGGAGGUUGGCAUGCUAGAGAUCCUUGAGCAGCUUAUGCAAGCUCCUCCAUCUGAAGAUGCUAUCGCGCACCUCACGCAUGCCAUUAACAAGAGUAACGCGAAUGAGACGACGUAUGGCAACGUUCCCCUAGGCGUCGACCAGAAAUUGGUUGAUGGGAUUGUCACAUUCAUUGGCAGCCAGGCUAUCAUAAGAGCUCGUCAAGACAGACCACUAUUCGUUCAUGGCUCUCCAGAUGUUGCGACGCUAUCGUUGUUGGUACACGAGUUACAACCCCAGGCACGAUACUUCCUGUUGAGCAGCAUCAUCGACCGCCUACGUCACUACAGUCCUAUUACGGAGUACUUCAGUUACCUAAUUUUUGACAUCUUCGGACAAGAUCUAAACGACCCUGAGGAAGUUGAUAUUCGCCAGCAAAUUGUCCGUGUCUUGUUGGAGCGAAUUGCAGGCUUUUGGCCUCAACCAUGGGGCCUCAUGAUGGUAAUCAUGGAAUUAGUCACGAAAGAGAAGUACCACUUCUUUGAUCAACCAUUCAUCAAGGCGGAUCGUGAUAUUGCGGACCAAUUCAUGGCCAUCGCCAGACAGCAGCACCCUCAGUAAAUACAGAUCACCAUACCCAAAAUGGAGAACAUAUAGUCUAGUCUCGUUGCGUCAAGAAAGGAAUGAUUUAGUCACGGAGUUCUUGAGCGAUCAAGACACAUUAGAUAGUGGAACAACCUGGGCCUCGGAAGCACAUGUGUAGCGGAAAAAGGGGAUUCUUGGCGAAGUGAUACCACAAUAGGGCGCAAAAAAACAAAAUUAGGUGGAUGGCCGUUUGAUGAAUGGGCAUUUCAGGCGUUUUCGGGUGAAUUCACGAAAGCUUUGUAUGAUUCCUGUAUUUUUGCGCAGGGUGAAGCGCGCGAUACGAUGACCACGGUGCUGCGAGGGCGUGCUUUUGAUCUUUUCUCCCGUGGAAUACCGCGGACAUGUGUAUUAAUAUAUAGAGGUAGACACGCCAGACUCAUGUCUAUCUCACGGUGAUAGUGUCUUCACAGCUUUUACCUUAUGGUGACCGAAUGAUUCAAUAUCUCGUGCACUUUAGUACGUACAGGUUAGGCAGAGUGGAAUCAUCACGUGAAUAGAUAUCUUGGCCCUUAUCUCGAUGACGAUCAUAUUUAU